This is a messenger RNA of Polyodon spathula (Mississippi paddlefish), 1379 nucleotides long. RefSeq names its product methylmalonyl-CoA epimerase, mitochondrial-like. Gene Ontology annotation, molecular function: methylmalonyl-CoA epimerase activity. Gene Ontology annotation, cellular component: mitochondrion. Lineage: Eukaryota; Metazoa; Chordata; Actinopteri; Acipenseriformes; Polyodontidae. Gene Ontology annotation, biological process: L-methylmalonyl-CoA metabolic process. The record is from RefSeq and is a predicted model, not a curated record.
UUACGUUAAAGCACUAUCUCUGUGUGUUUAAUGUGGUGGCUUGGCAUUUUGUCUGUCCCCAUGAAUAAAAAUAAUGAUGUCCUUUUUCCUGUAGCUACGGUAUUUGUUAGAUAAAAUGCGUCUCUUUAAAACCGUCGCACAUGUCUACGAUUAACACAGUAAAUACUGUUUUAAAUCAACUAUACGCGCCGUUAAAUUGUUUCAAAAUGUUUUUAAUAUUACACAAUAAUAAUGUAUUCGAUCUGUGUAAACCAGGUGGCAGUGUAGUUUUAUCAUCCGGUGGUACAGUAUAGAUACAGUUGCAUUUGAAAAGCAUUUAAAAAAUGGCGGCCUCCAUGAUGAAGGUUGCAGGUAUUUGCUGUUGUAUUUUACAAUAUUGUCUGAAGAAGAUCUUAGAAACGAGCUCUAAGGAGAGGAAAUGAUAAGUGAACGUUCCUAAUUUGCGUUUAAUAAUAAUAAAUACAGUGAACACCCAUAAACACAGUCACUGGUUAUAUUUGGUUGUUUACUGUUCACAUAGAUUUACAUCCCUGCAUGCAGGCUGUUUUUAUGUGCUUGUUUUAUAACCGCCUGUUCUUGUGGCUGAUCUCUGCUGUACCAUUGAAUGUAGGCGACUGCACAAAGCGAUACAAAAACUUAAGUCAUGAAAUGUUUUAUGAAAUACAAUACAGGUAUCAGUCCAGAGGGAAAGAUAAUUUGGAAUUCUAUGCAGAACAGAAACCACCACACAGCUGUAAUUAACAAAGCCCCUUUUUGCAGCUGCAGGUGUUGUCGGGCAUUUUGGUCAUGCAGUACCCGCAGUCAGGAGGUUAUCCUUGUCAAAGCCCCUUGCCCAAGUGGUACCAGGUCCCAUGUGGAAGCUGAGUCGGCUGAAUCACAUUGCCAUUGCGGUGCCAGCUUUGUACCGCGAUGUACUGGGAGCCCGUGUGAGCGACACCGUGCCUCUGCCGGAGCAUGAUGUCUACACUGUCUUUGUGGAGCUGGGCAACACCAAACUGGAGCUGCUGUACCCCCUGGGAGAAAAGAGCCCCAUUUCAGGUUUCCUGCAGAAGAACAAAGCUGGCGGGAUGCAUCACAUCUGCAUUGAGGUGGAUGACAUAAAGGCAGCUAUAACAGACUUAAAAGCCAAGAAGAUUCAAACCCUUUCAGAAGAACCUCGCAUUGGAGCACAUGGCAAACCAGUGAUGUUCCUUCACUCUAAAGACUGUGAUGGUGUUCUUGUGGAGCUUGAAGAAGCGUGAAGCAGCAGAGUCAAUGAGACAAAGCCCCGUUCUGCUACAGCCCCACGACAUCCAUUCCUACAGAAAACUAACAAAGAAAUACUAAUUAUAUAGAAUGGUUUUAUACAGUAUUUUCUUUUUCCAAACAGUGUUCUACAG